AUGGCUACACGCAAGACGCGCUCGAGUACCAAGCCGGAGGAGCUGCCCGCUGCGCAGCGCAAGAAGCCCGGCGGAACAAGGGGCAAAGUGACGCGGGGGGCAACAAGUUCAGCCAAGGCGGCGUCUCCCGACGUGGAUGGCGAUGCGAUGCCCUUGUCUCAAAGCGAGGAGAAGAUGCUCGGGGAGCUUCUCAAACGAAGGACGGCGACCAAGCAGAAACAGGUAGUGGAAAAACAAACUGCCGUGCGCAAGAGAGCGAAGGCGUUAGUUGACGCAGAACAAGCCGCUACCGAAGAUGACGAAACUCAGCCGGCACGCAAAAAAUCGAAGAACGUGGAGGAGCCAGCGAACGAUGCAGAAGAGGAGGAUGACGACCUCGAGGCCGACGCUCACAUGGAGAGCCCCUCGCCCGUGCAUGCAACACGCGGUGCUACUAAGGAAGCGUCCAAGAACAAACGCAAGGACACCGCCGUGGUGUCCGAUGAAGGCGAGCAGAGGAUUGUUCAGUCACUUGGCUCUCGUAGGAAGGGUGGACUUGCGCUCAAGGAUGAUGAGACCGCAUCCGAUCAGUCGGAAGGCCGCGCCAAAAGCCCUGUCAAAACACCCCGUAAGGUCGGCCGAUUGAAGAAGCAGGCCUUCGUGAGGAUAGAUGUUUCGGCGAAGGGCAAGAGCAAGGCAAUCUCAAAGCUGCCCAGUACCGCGGACUCAGACGAUGACGAUGACGAACACUCGGGCAAGAUCAUAUCUGACCAGAGCAGCGAGGACAGUGGGAUUGAGGAUUUUAGAGACGACGAGGAUGGAUCGGACGAUGUCGUGGACGUGACACAAUCAAAGGGAAAGAAACAAGCCACAGGAAAAGUAGCUCGGGUCAAGGCUCGUCCGCGAAUCAAGGCGGGCGAUCUGCCUGGCGAUAUUCGCCCUCUCGUUAACGUCGCGCAGAACUGCCUCCGUCUUUACCUCACUCUCAACUGCGCGUGGACCAGUGACGCGACCGUCUCCAGCUCUCGCCUCAGUACCAACCUCGACGCUGUCAGCACUGCCCUGAAGGAAGCCCGCGACACGCGCGACAAGGAGGGGCACAAGGUGAAGACCCUGAAGAGCGGCUACAAUAUGUUGCAGGACCCCGAGGAUGGCGAUGAGCUGACGAAGAGGGUAUAUACGGUGGUAUGGACGACGGCAUCGCAGUUGCGGAACGAGGUGAAGAAGAAAGCCAAGGCCGUCAUUGAGCACGCGUACGGUAUGAAUACCCUCUCAACACAGCAACGCAUGUCUAUCGCACACUGGCUCCUUAAGGCGCACCCCAUGAAGUCGAAGUCAACCAGGCUCGAGAUUCCGAACUUCGUGUUCGGCGACAUGCACAUUGUCUGGCGGAAGGACCGAGUGGACACGAAGGAGAGCUUUGUGAAGAUACAGCUUCCGUUCAGGCACCCGGCGAUCGCGGAGGUUGUGGUGCAGCAGUGGUUUCAAGGCCAUUCCGGAGCCAGUAUGCCGGUGGAACGUUUCAGCGACGUGCCCGACAACUUAAUCUGUCUCGUCUGCAAUUCGAUCGAGGUCGCGUUGAGGGAGACAGCGACUGGCACACCGGUCUCAUUCUCCAACAAGCAAUAUGCUCCUAAGUGGAAUAAUCUCAUGUCGGUGCUCGGAGCCAUAUCCACCAGCGCCCCCGACUACUACCAGGACAUGAAGACAUUCCUGUGGAGUCGGAUCAGCACCCGGAUCGAAGGCAAGGGUGUGGACACGUCCGAAGAUGAACAGGACCAGGACGGCGAUUUCACGGACUUUGCGGCUGAGCUCCAGAAGCUCGUCAAGCCUGCGUCUACGUCCAGCACCCCGGCGUCUGCGAAGCCAUCUUCCUCCGCGAAGCCAUCUUCCUCCGCAAAGCCAUCUUCCUCUGGGAAGCCGUCCUCUUCUGCCAAGCCGUCGUCUUCCGCAAAGCCGUCCGCAAAGCCGUCCGCGAAACCGUCCGCCAAGACAUCUGCCAUUGCUAAGACUUCGACAACAAGAGCGGCGGUCACGCAAGACAAGGACCGUGACUCGGAUGCUCAUGAACAGCCAUCUGAGAUCGACGAGCUGGGUCCUGAAGGCGAUGAUGGAAAGGGGCGCGAGAACAGCGGUGACAAUCAGCCUGAAGAGCAGGAUGAUGAUGUUGUCGAGUGA
Messenger RNA from Fomitopsis serialis, 2157 nucleotides. RefSeq lists its product as uncharacterized. The coding region runs from base 1 to 2157 and encodes 718 amino acids. The transcript has 13 exons. Lineage: Eukaryota; Fungi; Basidiomycota; Agaricomycetes; Polyporales; Fomitopsidaceae. The record is from RefSeq and is a predicted model, not a curated record.